CACGAGCAUUUAUGGGGUUUUAUGGCUUCUCCACGAUGGCUCUUGAAAGAGACAACUGAGUUGCCACCUGGGAAGACGGGGUUUAAAAGUUUGCCUCGCUGGAAGCGGGCAUCACUAGACAGGAGGCAGAGACUGGAGGAGGAGGCCCGCGCGGCGUGGAGGCGGUCCUGGGCACGGCGGAAGCGAGCGCUCGUGGCAAGUGGUGGCAGGUGGCAGGUGGCAGGUGGCCGGCCCACGCGAUGCAGAACACCAUGACAUGUCCAGCCAACGCCACAGUGUGCGCAGAGGCAUCCUGCGUGGUGACCGAGAGCGACUUCAAUGCGGUCCUCAGCCUGGUGCUCAGCACCGUGCUGACCAUCCUGUUGGCCAUGGUGAUGUUCUCCAUGGGCUGCAACGUGGAGAUCGAGAAGUUCCUGGGCCACCUGAAGCGGCCCUGGGGCAUCUUCGUGGGCUUCCUCUGCCAGUUCGGAAUCAUGCCCCUCAUGGGUUUCAUCCUGUCUGUGGCCUUCCACAUCAUCCCGAUCCAGGCCGUGGUGGUGCUGAUUAUGGGCUGCUGCCCUGGAGGUACGGCCUCCAACGUCCUGGCCUACUGGGUGGAUGGCGACAUGGACCUCAGCGUCAGCAUGACCACGUUCUCCACGCUGCUCGCCCUGGGAAUGAUGCCCCUGUGCCUCUAUAUCUACACCAAAAUGUGGGUUGAUACCGGGUCCAUUAUCAUCCCCUACGAUAGCAUAGGUACUUCUCUGGUGGCUCUUGUUAUUCCUGUUUCCAUUGGAAUGUUUGUUAAUCACAAAUGGCCCCAAAAGGCAAAGAUCAUACUUAAGAUCGGGUCCAUCGCAGGUGCCAUUCUCAUCGUCCUCAUCGCUGUGGUGGGAGGCAUACUGUACCAAAGUGCCUGGAUCAUCGAGCCCAAACUGUGGGUCAUAGGAACAAUAUUUCCUAUAGCUGGUUACAGCCUGGGGUUCUUCCUGGCUAGGAUAGCCGGCCAGCCCUGGCACAGAUGCAGAACAGUUGCUUUGGAAACAGGGAUGCAGAAUAGCCAACUGUGCUCCACCAUCGUGCAGCUCUCCUUCACCCCCGAGGAGCUCAACCUGGUGUUCACCUUCCCACUCAUCUACAGCAUCUUCCAGAUCAUCUUUGCCGCAAUAUUAUUAGGAAUUUAUGUUGGAUACAAGAAGUGUUAUGGGAAAAACACUGCAGAAUUUUCAGAGAACAAAGAUAAUGACACCAAGUCGGAGUCAACGUGUCACAAGACAAAUGGAGGCUUCCAGCUGGAUGAGAAGUAGACUCCAAGUGAACAAAAAAGGAAAAAAGAAAAGUGCUAAACAAAAAAUUCUUAAACUAUACCAUAGAUCAUUCUAUUUUUUUUUUUGGUGGGAUAGUUAGUAGGGAAAAGUUAAAGUGCAAAUUUAAAUUUGAAUUGAAUCUACAUAUAGGUUUUGGUACAAAGUGACUAGUGCUCUGACUUACUGAUUAGGCAAAUAUUGUAUCAUAUAUACAUAUGUUCUAUACACACACACACACACACACACACACAUACAUUCACACACCACUUACUGGUUAUCUCUGGGAUGUUCUUCAGUACCACUCAAAUUCCUCAGGUAAUAUGGCAUUUGCAUUAACUUUCUCAUGUAUCAGAAAUUAUCUCUAGUUGACUUAUAAUACCUAACACAAUAUAAAUGCUAUGUAAAUAAUUUUUUACUUAUUGCUUAAUGACUAAUGACAAGAAACAAAAUUUGUAAUAUGGUCAGUAUUUUUUUCAAGUACAUGGAAUCUGUCAGAGUUCGUAAUAACCACAAAUACACAAUUCACAUAUGAAGGUCCAAAUGUAUAUAGAGAGUGUACAUAUGGAGACACUGAAGUAUUCUCAAAAAAUACAUGUAGACCCAACCUAGUAUAGAUGGUGACACUGAAGCCCUGCCACACCCACCCCAUAUUCUAAUACUUAAUCUCAUAAACUAUAAACACUUUUUAUAUAUUGAAAUGGAUAUAAAUAUAAACUUUUUGUAUAUUGAAAUAAAUUAUUCUUGUGAGUUUUUCCUCAGUAUUUAUGAUUGUAAAAAAUAAUUGAAAUGAAUUUACUCAACUGGCAUUUUAAUUGUUAUUUUGAAAACUGUGCAAACUAUUUAUUUAUACAUCUUCUUUGUAUAAUAUAGGCAAAUAUCUGACUUCCUAUUUAAAAAAUAAAAGCCCUGUAAUAGUCCAAAAGCAGAA
This is a messenger RNA of Dipodomys ordii (Ord's kangaroo rat), 2214 nucleotides long. RefSeq names its product solute carrier family 10 (sodium/bile acid cotransporter), member 2 (gene Slc10a2). The record is from RefSeq and is a predicted model, not a curated record. Gene Ontology annotation, molecular function: bile acid:sodium symporter activity. The transcript has 6 exons. Gene Ontology annotation, biological process: bile acid and bile salt transport. The coding region runs from base 240 to 1286 and encodes 348 amino acids. Gene Ontology annotation, cellular component: apical plasma membrane. NCBI's taxonomy places the organism in Eukaryota, Metazoa, Chordata, Mammalia, Rodentia, Heteromyidae.